This is a messenger RNA of Spinacia oleracea (spinach), 1633 nucleotides long. RefSeq names its product F-box/kelch-repeat protein At3g06240-like. The transcript is spliced from 2 exons. The record is from RefSeq and is a predicted model, not a curated record. Bases 97 to 990 code for a protein of 297 amino acids. Gene Ontology annotation, molecular function: protein binding. NCBI's taxonomy places the organism in Eukaryota, Viridiplantae, Streptophyta, Magnoliopsida, Caryophyllales, Amaranthaceae.
GCUCGGAACACCUCAUAGAAAGAUGUCAACAGUUCAAUGGGGAGGACUGGCCCCACAUUCAGCACAUCCCCUCCAUUGUAAUCUAUUAAUCCGGCCAUGAUUGCUCGAGUGAAGUGGUCUUUAAAUCUUGAAUAUUUCUUGAAAAUGUCUGCAAAUAAGAUGGAAGAGGAAGAACAAUCGAAGAUGCUUCCAGAAGAGAUGAUAGUUGAGGUUUUAUUGAGGCUUCCUGCUAAAUCCGUUGGCCGAUUUCGUUGCGUCUCAAAUCGGUGGAGUUGUCUGCUAACCGAACCCCAAUUCAUCAAAUCCCACCUAAAUCGAAUUAAACAACACCCAACAACAGAGGAACCAAUAUUUUUUUGUUCCCCUGAUUCUGGCAUCUUCUAUUCUACCCAGUUGAACAAUGCCAUUGCCCACCACCUGUUCGACGAAAUGACUUGUUUUGCUGCAAGACUCACUUUUGAUGAUCAUCGCUUUUAUUCAUCACAUCGUCCAGAUGGUUCUUGUGAUGGUUUGAUCUUAAUGAAGAAUGAUCAUCUAAAUAAGUUGUUUCUGAUUAAUCCAAUAACAAGGGAGGUUAAGGAAUUGCCGAGUUUGUCUUAUGCUCCCGAAUCUCAUGUUAGUUGCAACACGUAUGGACUGGGGCAUGAUUCAAUUAAUGAUGAUUAUAAGGUGGUUAUGAUUUCUCAUAAUAUGAUUUCUCGUAAUAUGAUUAAACCUUAUUGUAUGUGUGUUGAUGUUUAUUCUGUUAGAAAUGGUACUUGGAAGAGAGUUGACAAUUCUUCUUAUGAUCUUAUUCUCGGUGAGGGUGAUCCGGGAUUUUUCAUUGAUGGGAGUAUCUAUUGGAUAGCUAGAAAGGCUUCGGAUGACUCAUAUGUUAUCUCAUAUAUAAUGUUAUUGCAACAUUUGAUUUUGGGGAAGAGAAGUUUGGCGAACUGCCAUUUCCGAGUUUGGUUGACAGUGAGAAGAAAUGUACCUGUAUGGACUGUUUAAUUGAUGAUGAAAAAGAACACUGUUAGAAUGGUGGCGCUUGAAGGGUAUCUUUGCGGGUUCGCUGAUAUCUUUGAGUCACUUGAUGCUUGGAUGAUGAAAGAAUAUGGCUUCCACGAAUGGACUAAAAUGUUUCUCACUCGUGUCUCUGAUCCAAUGUAUAGGCCUAUAUGUUUGCAAAUUGUGUUGGCCAUGCGUGAUGAAAAUACCAAAGAGAAAUUGACAAUCUACAAUUCAGAAGAUGGAACUUUAAAGGAUAUUGUAGUUGAUGGCAUUCCAGGUAAAUUUGUGGUUGGAGGGAGCUUCAUCGAGACCCUUGUCUCGCCUCAUUGCAAUAAUGGAGUUGUGUGACAACUGACAAGUUUAGGCUUCAGUUACUAACUUACUACUAAGUACUAAUAUAUAAGGGGGGAAAUAUCAGCUUAGUAAUAUGAUGCAUACUUGUUGCUUAUUUUUGCAAAGUUUCAGAAACUUGUAGUAAUGUUUUCGAAUUUCCUUUGAUGAUUUUUUGUUUGGUUUAAACCUUGCCAUGAGAUUGUGAUACUGGGCAAGUGCUGAUAAAUUUGUUUUAUAUUCUUCAUAUUAAUGUAGUCAUGCUAGUAAUUUGGUUUGGUUCUCAGUAAGAAUGUUAUGGUAUAAGAAUAAG